UCAGAUCUACAGGGGACGGGGACUCGCGAACAACCCACAGCUACCAAACGCCUUUUUUCCAUCUCUCUGUAGUCUCUCAAAACAAGCUUCGGAAAUGGCGUCGGUCAAGUGGUUUCUUCUCUGCAUUUUCUUCACCGCCGCUUCUGCUGCUAAUGUUCAAAUUGUUAGAGUGACAGAUAACCCUGCUGAUCAGCUGGUAGAUGUGCUGAACAAGAACAGGACCUCAAAGAAAUUGCCUUCACUAUACAGCAAUCCUGGCCUGGCAUGCAUUGCCCUACAAUACAUAAAAGCCUAUCAAGGCGACUGCAAGGCCGUCGGCGGAGGCUGGGACUCAAAGAAGCCUCCGGAAUCCGCGUUCCCCGACACAUUUUCCCCGGCCUGUGGCGUGGACGCGAAGACCCUCUCCAAAAUAACGGGCCGUUUCCUCGGGUGCCAGUCCGAGUACGUGGGCCCCACGCGCGCAUUCUCGGACAUCCUCAUCAGAAGCCAGAAGAGCUUUGAUAUCCUCUACAGCAAGAACCACACCGAGGUCGGGGCUGCCGUGAGUGGCUCGGAUGGUGGGGGCCCGUAUUUCUGGUGCGUACUGUUCAGCAACGGGAAGUCGAAUGCGAGCUUCGUGUUUGAGGGGGGCGUGGCGAAGGCGUCGAAGCCCGGAUGCUACAGUGGGGCCAACGACGAAUGCAGCGCGGCUAAUGCCUUGUCUGGAACCUGGCUUGUUUCUGGUGGAGCUUUGCUUGCCAUCUUCUUCUAUGCUUUUGGAUCCAUAUGAUCGAUAUUCCAUUUCCACUUCAUUUUGGGCACUUUUUUUUGUUCUUUGGGAAUGCUCUCUCUGUAUGACCAAAUUCUGUCACGCGCAAAAGAUCUCGUCCUUUAGACUCGUUGACUGUGUUGACCAGAUCAAGAGGCUGCGAUCCUCUGCGCUUGACAGAAUUGGUCAAACGGACUUGAUGAGAAUAUUCCUCCUAUUUCAUUCAAGUCUUUUAUUUGUAAAGAAGGAUUACUCCUAUUUAUGUAUCUCUAUAUUAUUUUUGAAUGCUAUUCUCUCUUACAAAGUAGAAUAUGUUCAUGUUACUGUCCCGUGGCGGAGGCUUUGUGGGU
Molecule: messenger RNA, 1098 nt
Organism: Cuscuta campestris
Lineage: Eukaryota; Viridiplantae; Streptophyta; Magnoliopsida; Solanales; Convolvulaceae
Source: the annotation of a GenBank genome assembly